CGAGCAUUCUCCACUAUGCAAUUAUAGGGGUGACACCCUCCGGGUUUUUCCUAUACAGGAGGGUCCGUUUAGACUUUAUAAUAGAAGAUCGAUAGCGCUCUCAUCCAUGGCUAGUUUCAAACAGAAUUUUGUUUUAAUGUUCGGUUUUGGUGGCGGCAGGGCGCACCGUGUUUGACGUCGCCGUGCAACAUGAGAACUGUCCAGUGCAUUUAGAGAAAAUAAACAGAAACAACCACAAAGAACAAAGCCAAACGCAUCAAUCAUUCAACAGGUAGAAUAUCAAAGAUUCGAGAGCGUCGCAUGUUAUUUGCAGUUCCGUUGUUUUCUUCCUUCUUGUUUGAAAGUAGACUAGACUAGGAUGUAGUCGAACUAAAUGUAGCAUUAUGAGAGAGUACAUUAUCAUCAUCAACGCAAAGAAAGUAUAAACAAUAUAUAAAUAACAAAAAAAAAACAAGCAAUGCCGCAAGGGAAUUCGCCGACGGCGGAAUCAACGGAUGCGAUCCGGAUGGAGCCUAUGGGUCGUUACAAGCAGGUCCAAAACGGCAACGUUCAUCCUGAAGGUACAAACAAUCAACUCAGUCAAUCAAUGACCAUUUACCGAUCACCCUCACUCAUGCUUAAUCUCCCCUGUGACUCAGGCGGUGUUGCAGGAACAGAGAGUCCUGCAGGUCCUACAAAGAAAAGCCUAUACGAAAAUAAUGGAGUGGCGGCUUGCUCCCAAAAACGAGCCUUGUUCAUUGCAAGCGCCGUUUUUGCAAUAUUAUUCUUGGUUUCUAUCAUCAUUGCUUACACUGGCCCGCAAAGUGAAUGCACAUGUGCCGGUGAAAAGCCACCUAAUUAUGUGGACGAAGAUUGGAACGUGACGAAAGUAUUCGUCCCGCGUGCUACAAACGGUCAAGUUUUUCCAUGGAACAACAUCCGUCUUCCAACAUUCGCGAAACCAUCUCGCUACAACAUUACCAUUCAUCCGAAUCUAACGACGCUUGAUGUAAAAGGUCAAGUUUCCAUAGAAUUUCAUGUAGAAAAAGACACACACUUUAUUGUACUGCACAGUAAAAAUCUAACCAUCACAGAUAAAAUGAUACAGGAUCGUAAAGGUCACAACUUGAGGAUUACAAAACUCUUGGAAUAUCCCGCCGCUCAACAAUUAUACAUUGAAAUUAAAGAUAAGUUUAGGAAACGCAACAAUUAUACUCUGAAUCUAAGAUUCACAUCAAAAUUGGGACACGAAUACGAAGGAUUUUAUAUAUCCAGUUAUACCAAUGAAGAUGGUGAUAAAAGAUAUUUGGCUACAACACACUUUGAACCAACAUACGCAAGGGCGGCGUUCCCUUGCUUUGACGAACCCCAGUUCAAAGCCAAAUUUAAAAUAUCAAUUUUUAGAGAUAGGUUCCACAUAGCCUUAUUUAAUAUGCCGGUGGUUACUACGGAAGAUGUUGGCUUUUACAUGGGUACUGGUUUGUUGCGCGAUGAUUUUCAAGAGUCUGUUGAGAUGAGUACCUACUUGGUGGCGUUUGUUAUAUGUGAUUACAAACACCUCAAUAAGCAAACAGAACGAGGCGUUUCCGUUUCCGUCUACACACCAUCCCCUUAUAUUUCCCAGGCAUCGUUCGCCUUGAGCACCGCCACUCACAUCAUGAACUUCUUCGAGGACUUCUUCAUGGUCCCAUAUCCACUGCCUAAACAAGAUCUCGUCGUUAUUCCCGACUUUGCAACUGGCGCUAUGGAAAAUUGGGGUUUGAUCACUUACCGCGAGACUGCCAUUCUUUAUGAUCCACUUGAAACUUCCACUGCCGCCCAUCAAUGGGUUGCAAUUGUAAUCGCGCACGAAUUAGCUCAUCAGUGGUUUGGUAAUUUAGUUACGAUGAAAUGGUGGAACGAUUUGUGGCUGAACGAAGGCUUUGCCAGUUUUUUGGAAUAUUUGGGUGUUGAUAGUCUAUUUCCCGAAUGGAGAAUGAUGGAACAGUUCAUUUUAGAUAAAACGCAACCAGCAUUAGCACUGGAUGCAUUAGUUAGUAGUCACCCUAUAUCAGUUUCAGUUUAUGAUCCAUCAGAAAUUGAAGCUAUUUUUGAUACUAUUUCUUAUAGCAAGGGUGCUUCUAUACUUCACAUGCUUGGUAAAUUUCUUCAACAAGAAACUCUACAAAACGGUCUAAAUGAUUAUUUAAAUACUUAUAAGUAUAGUAACGCCGACACCAAAGAACUUUGGAAUGUGUUCAGUAGAAAUACCAAUCAAUCUCUAGAAGUUAAGACUAUCAUGGAUACUUGGACUAAUCAAAUGGGUUUUCCAUUAAUCACAAUUACAAGGGAGGAAAAUGAAGUAUAUGCUUCACAGGAGAGAUUUUUGUUGACUACAGAGGGAAUGAAUAGCUCAAUCCGUUCAUCUCCAAAAUCAAAGUACGAUUACAAAUGGUACGUUCCUCUGACCUAUAUCACAGACAAUGAUACCGAUACAAUAAAUUAUGUUUGGAUGAACAUGACCAAUGUGCGUUUCGAAAUUGAUCCUGACGUGAAGUGGAUCAAAGUCAACGUGAACCAAUCAGGGUUUUACAGAGUCAUGUAUGAUGAUAAUAUGUGGGCAUCUAUUAUUGACACUCUCAGGUCUAAUCAUACAAUAUUCAAUGCUGCAGAUAGGGCUAGUCUUAUCGACGAUGCCUUCACUUUGUGCAGGGCUGGAUUAUUAAAUGCAAGCAUUCCUUUGGAAAUGUCCCUUUAUUUGAUUGAUGAAAGGGACUAUGUUCCUUGGGCCACCGCUAUUGAACACUUUGAAUCCUGGAGUCGUCGUCUUUCCGAGUCAUUGGCCUACAAACUAUUCCUCCAGUACAUGCGCAAACUCCUUGAACCGAUCACGAAAUUCGUCGGAUGGAAUGAUGAUGGAACGCAUUUACAACGAUUGAUGCGAACUGAUAUAUUAUCUACGGCCGUGCAUUGCGAGUUGAAUGAGACGGUUUCCAAAGCGAAAUCAUCUUUUAUGAAGUGGAUGAAGAAUAAUGAAACGAUUGCGCCGGAUUUGAAGGAAGUCGUAUACGCGGCUGGUAUAAAAUACGGCGGUUUAGCAGAAUGGCAGCAUUGUUGGAACAUUUACAACACGACCAAAGUACCAAGUGAGAAGAAGCUGUUACUCAAGGCACUUGGGGUCGCUUCCGAUCCAUGGCUUUUACAAAGGUACUUAUUGGAAACUCUGGAUAGAGAUAUGGUGAAACCUCAGGACGUUAAAAUUGUAUUAGCAGUCGUCGCUGCUAAUCCCGAAGGACGUCUUCAUGCUUGGAGACACUUGAAGGCUUAUUGGCCCACAAUGCAAUCGCUUUUCGGAAACGCCACUUUCAUGAUGGGAAGUUUAAUCUCAGCAGUAACUGCACAUCUUUCCACUCCUUACGAUUUAUAUGACGUCUCGACGUAUUUCAACGGUAUGCACGUGGGAUCCGCGUCUAGGGCUCUAGAGCAAAGUCUGGAAACCAUCAAAUUGAACAUCAAUUGGGUCUCCCAGAACGAAGCCGAUAUUUACACGUGGCUGAGAAGAUUCCUCAACAAAUAGUCCGAACCUAAUGAUUUCAUCAACCCUAGGCUUCCGGACGAAGGCAAGGAUCCAAACAACACCAACAUCACCCAGAAACCACAGCCUACUUUCGUCAUUCCAUGUUUUUUGUUCCAUUUGUUUUGUGAUACUUAAGAUAUAUCUCGUUUACCUCCCAGGACGAAGCUGAUAUUUACACGUAGAUGAGAAGAUUCCUUAACAAGUAAUACGUACCUUAUGAUUCCAGUAAACUUAGGCUUCCAGGGGAGGAUAAUUUUGUAACAUUACACUCACCCUGAAACCACUUCCUACUUUUGUCUUUCCAUAUUUUCGUUCCAUUUAUUUUGUGAUACUUAACAUAUGUUUGUGAUCUCUUUUAUAUACUAUGAUAUUAUAUACUUAGGGGCUAAGUAACCAUGCUAAUUCCUUAUUUCGUGUGGAUAAUCCGGGACGAGGCUUCUCAGAGCACUAACCAGAGGGCCACGUUGGAAUUUAUUUUUAUAUAAAUAUAGUACAGGAGUAUAUGUAUAUGUAUAUUGUGAGAAUAUCAUUGUGCUAUACAUAUGAGUACGUUAAAUCUUUAGGUAUAGACACGUAUUCCAUAAAAAAAAAAGUAUCUUUACAAACUUUUGUGUGUAAGGGAAUUUUUAUACUAAUCGCCGUAUUUUUAUGAUGAAACUCUCGGCCCAAUCAUAUUGUGUACGAUUGGCGGAAAUAAAAAUUUGUCUGAUAUUUCCUGCCCGUUCUCUUAACAUUUAGAUUAUAGUGAAUUGGGUCCAAAAAAAAAUUCAAAGAAAAACAAAACACAUACUUGUCCAGACAUUUUACAAACAAUUUUCAAACCCAACCCAUGCUG
Molecule: messenger RNA, 4370 nt
Organism: Nicrophorus vespilloides
Lineage: Eukaryota; Metazoa; Arthropoda; Insecta; Coleoptera; Silphidae
Product: endoplasmic reticulum aminopeptidase 1-like
Exons: 16
Coding region: 458-3535 (1025 amino acids)
Biological process (GO): proteolysis; peptide catabolic process
Cellular component (GO): cytoplasm
Molecular function (GO): metalloaminopeptidase activity; zinc ion binding; peptide binding
Source: RefSeq, a predicted model, not a curated record